This is a messenger RNA of Phialemonium atrogriseum, 1936 nucleotides long. RefSeq names its product sugar transporter family protein. The transcript has 3 exons. NCBI's taxonomy places the organism in Eukaryota, Fungi, Ascomycota, Sordariomycetes, Cephalothecales, Cephalothecaceae. Gene Ontology annotation, cellular component: membrane. Gene Ontology annotation, molecular function: secondary active monocarboxylate transmembrane transporter activity. Gene Ontology annotation, biological process: plasma membrane lactate transport. The coding region runs from base 191 to 1837 and encodes 548 amino acids. The record is from RefSeq and is a predicted model, not a curated record.
AUUACUUGAUGUCGCCCGCCGUGAGCAUCUGAGUCGUUUUCCCAACCCCUCCUCCACGACUUCCAGAGAUAUCCUGCCAAGAAUUGCUUCUCCCUUCUUUGCAUCGAAUUUCUUCCGCACGGGAAACAGGGCCCAGACAAAGAUUCGGCAACCAGGAACAUAUACCCCCCCCCCCCAACAACCGGCGAAAAUGGCUGACACGGCCGACACCGAGAAAGGAGGGGUCAGCCCGAUCGAUGACGGCGCCGGCAAAGGCAACGGCAACGGCAGCGGCAUUGACAACCACGACGAGGACGGCGUCGGAGAGCAAGACCACCCCCCUCACCAUGGCAUGUCGACACGAGAGUACAUAGCCACGCGCUUCACCAGCCUAAAGCCGCCGAUGCUGGCGGCCCCGAACCCGUUCCGGCUGCUUCGUAUGCUCAAUCGCCGCCAAUGGGCAUUUUUCUCCGUUGCCUUCCUCGCGUGGUCCUGGGACGCCUUCGACUUCUUCACCGUCUCGCUGACGGUCAGCGACCUUGCCAAACAAUUCGACCGCAGCAAGACCGACAUCACGUGGGGGAUCACCCUCGUGUUGAUGUUCCGUUCUGUCGGUUCGAUCAUGUUCGGAAUCGCCGCUGAUCGCUAUGGCCGCAAGUGGCCCUUCAUUGUGAACAAUGUUCUUUUCAUAGUCCUCGAACUCGGCACCGGAUUCUGCAACACCUACAAGGAGUUCCUGGCGUGCCGGGCCCUCUUCGGCAUCGCCAUGGGCGGGCUGUACGGCAACGCGGCGGCGACGGCGCUCGAGGACCUGCCCGAGGAGGCCCGCGGCCUGAUGAGCGGCAUCCUGCAGCAGGGGUACGCGUUCGGCUACCUGCUCGCGACGGCCUUUGCGCGCGGGCUCGUCAACACCACCAGCCACGGCUGGCGCCCGCUGUACUGGUUUGGCGCCUGCCCGCCCGUGCUCAUCAUCCUCUUCCGCCUCGCGCUGCCCGAGACCCACGUCUACGAGCAGCGCGCCAGCGUCCGGCGCACCGCCCAGGCCUCGGGCGGCGACAGCAUCAGCCACACCUUCAUCCGCGAGGGCAGGGUCGCGCUGCGGCGCCACUGGCUGCUGCUGACCUACCUCGUGCUGCUCAUGGCCGGCUUCAACUUCAUGUCGCACGGCUCGCAGGACCUGUACCCGACCAUGCUCGAGAACCAGUUCGACUUCUCGCCCAAUGCCGUCACCGUCACCCAGGUCGUCGCGAACCUGGGCGCCAUGCUCGGCGGCACCCUCGUCGGCUUCCUGAGCCAGAUCUUCGGCCGCCGCUUCAGCAUCGUCGUGUGCUCCGUCGUCGGCGGCGCCCUGCUGUACCCCUACACCUUCGUCUCGUCGCACGCCGUCAUCGCCGCCGCCUUCUUCCAGCAGUUCUGCGUCCAGGGCGCGUGGGGGGUCAUCCCCAUCCACCUGAUGGAGCUGUCGCCUGGGGCCUUCCGCACCUUCGUCGUCGGCACGUCGUACCAGCUCGGCAACCUCGCCUCCUCGGCCUCGUCCACCAUCGAGAGCACCAUUGGCGAGCGCUUCCCGCUCCCCGCCACCCCGGGCGCCGCCGCCGGCGCAGACACCCGCUACGAGUACGGCAAGGUCAUCUGCAUCUUCAUGGGCUGCGUCUACGCCUACGUCGUCCUGCUGACCGUCGCCGGCCCCGAGCACCUGCGCCGCAAGUUCGACGUCGCCCACGACGCUGACGUCCGCGAGAUCGCCGGCGAGGACACCAUCGCCGAGGCCGUCCGCCGCCGCGAGCGCGCGGGCAUGGGGCGGCCCGGCGACGAGGACGCGGAGAGGGAGAAGACGGUCGCUGGGCACCAUGAAUGAUACUCGCCUCGCCCGAAGAGUGUUACGAGACUUUUUCCAGUAGGGUGUGGACCUGAUUGGGAUGCGUCGGGCCGGGUCGCUUUUGGGGAGGUUUCUUUA